CUCAUUGAACGGACGUGAUUGUGCAAACGAAAUUCUUAGCUCUACAACGGCAUUUAACCGUUAAAUAUUACCUGCGUUGAGCUUGUGUUUCAACAUAGCGCGAAAAAAUAUAAAUAUAAAUAUAACAACAAAUCGCUAAGUGCACUUAAAUACAUUAAAAAUAAUAUACUAAUAUUUCUUUGAGAAAGUUCUGAUUAAAGAAAACAAAAAAAAAUUUUCUGCUGUUGAAUUGUGAAACUUGACGUUUAACUACCUCUACCCUCCUCCCCCAGCUGCACUUCAAACAGUAAAUGAAUUUCAAAAUGCGUACCUGCGGCAUGAGUUUAAUCAAAUACAUACUAUUUGGCUUUAAUAUCAUAUUUGCGAUAUCGGGGCUUGGUAUUUUAAUAGCUGGCGCUGUAGUCCUUGCCGAUGUCAACCAAUUCAGUCACUUUAUUGAGGGCCGAGUGACGGCUCCACCGAUUGUACUGAUUAUAACUGGAUUAGUCAUAUUUCUGAUUGCAUCGUUGGGUUGUUUUGGCGCAAUCAAAGAAUCGCCAACACUGCUACUCACUUACGCUGUAUUGCUAGCCAUUAUCUUCAUUGUCGAAUUAGCUGUGGGCAUUGCGGCAGCAGUCUUCAAAUCGGAUCUCGAAAUGAUGAUUAAGAACUCACUACAAGAAUCUAUAAAACGUUCGAAUCAUGAGGAUAUGAUGGCAUGGGAUAAUGUACAGCGGAAGUUGAUGUGUUGUGGUGUUGAUACUCCUGCCGAUUGGCGUGAGCUCAGCGCCAACAAGACCCUGCCACCAAGCUGCUGUCGUGAAAAGUACAUUGACGAGGCUGUUGGGCACUGCACUGAAUCGUUGGCAUUAGGCGUUGAUAAGUAUUUCCAGGAUGGUUGUGUGGGCAAACUAAGAGAACGAAUUGAUAAAAAUGCCGUAAUUUUGAUUGGUGUCGGUAUUGGCAUCGCUUUCAUACAAAUAUUGGGCAUUAUAUUGGCAUGCUAUCUGGCUUCCACAAUACGUCACGAGCGCAUGAAAUAAAUAUGAGGCAAAUGAGACGGUCACUGUUACAAAAAAAAAACAUUCGAUUUUAAAGAACUAUAAGCAACGCCAUCUUCAUAAGCAAUAUUCCUAAUGGGAGUAAUGAUCAUCAGAUUACCAGCAUUGUGAAGAAGGAGUAUCCAGAAUCAAGAAGGAAUCAAGGCUCCAUGAUUUAAAACCUUCAUUUGCUCAUUCACAUAUUUAAAAACACCGUCCACGACUAUUCUAAAUAUUACUUAAUAUACAUACAAUAAACUUUUUAAUGAAGUGCU
Ceratitis capitata (Mediterranean fruit fly) is the source of this 1294-nucleotide messenger RNA. RefSeq names its product CD151 antigen. Bases 291 to 1022 code for a protein of 243 amino acids. The transcript is spliced from 5 exons. NCBI's taxonomy places the organism in Eukaryota, Metazoa, Arthropoda, Insecta, Diptera, Tephritidae. Gene Ontology annotation, cellular component: membrane. The record is from RefSeq and is a predicted model, not a curated record.